Punica granatum (pomegranate) is the source of this 2051-nucleotide messenger RNA. The record is from RefSeq and is a predicted model, not a curated record. NCBI's taxonomy places the organism in Eukaryota, Viridiplantae, Streptophyta, Magnoliopsida, Myrtales, Lythraceae.
UGUCCCUGUAAAUACUGACUCCCCUCACAUGACUUCCCUGCAACCCCUCCCCUGCUGUUAUUCUUAUCCCUCAUUACCUUCCAAGCUAAACGCCAUUCCCUCUCCUUCCCUCUCCUUCCCUCUCUCUCCUCCUCUGUUCCCUGUCAGCUCCAUUUUCAGUACUACUCUGCAAGUUCUGCCACCUCCAUUAACAGCACCCUUCAAGCAAGCAAGCGACUUUGCAAAACUCUCUCUCUCUCUCUUCGCUUUCUCCAUUUCGCUUUUCACUUUCCCUUUUCCUCCCCCCUUUACCUCCCAUCUGGGCUUUCUUCCCUCCAUUAUCUAUCUCCACACACCCACACGGCCAUCUGCUUAUUCUGGCUCUCCCGACCAUGGAAGCUUUCAGCCUCCUCAAGUACUGGCGGGGGGGAGGCGUCGUCGGGGGCUGCGACGCUUUCAGCAAUGCCCGCGCCUCCAGCACCACCAUUGUCACAACAGCGGUCCAGGCCGGUGUGGAGUCCGAUACCGACAUUGAUGACGACGACGACGGCCCGUUCUUCGACCUGGAGUUCGCCGUCCACGACGGAGAGGAAGGAGAAGUAGCCGGCGGGGAAAACGCACGGGACAGUACUCUCGGGGACGAGGGGUCAGUCGACGGGAAGGGGGGCAGCUCGAGCGGCGAGGAAGAGGACGUCGAUGAGGGGUCCGAUGUCGGCGACGGCGGAGAGUUCAACUUCACGCUCUCGUCAUCCUGCUCAUCCGCCUCCUCCGUGAGCGGCGACGGCUGCGCCGGCUCCCCCUCCGAUGACCUCUUCUUCAAGGGUCGGCUCGUCCCCAUUGAGCCGGGUUCCUCCUCGGAGCCCAACAACCCAAACUCCAAGCCCCACCUGCCCGUCUCGCUGAUGAAGUCCGCUACGAGGCUCCGAGUCUUCAUGCUGGGCCUGAAGAAACCGAAGGCCGACCAGCAAAAGGAUCUGCCGGAGAAAUCACAGGCCGGCGGCAAGCCGCUCGCUGUGAAGCUGAAGGUCGAGGAGGUCCCCAUCAUCUCUCUGUUCACGAGAGACAACAGCUCCAAGUCGCAGAAGCAAGCCAUGCCAGCUCACCCCGAGGAAGUCGCCAAUGGCUCCGACGAGAAGAUCUUGUUCUCCAAAGAAGCUGUGCAGCGCUACCUGAAGAAGGUCAAGCCGCUCUACGUCCGCGUCUCGAGGAGGUACGGGGAGAAACUGAGGUUCUCCUCCGGGCAGCUCGGAAGCGCCGGGAAGGUCCAGACAAUGACAGAGCAGCCGACGCCGGCAGAGGCGGGUGGCGGAGCCGCAAAGGGACACAUCAGGCAGGGGAAUAUCCCGGCGGGGCUGAGGGUGGUGUGCAAGCAUCUGGGGAAGAGCCGCUCGGCCUCGUCGGCGGUGGCGGCGGCCCCGAACAGCAACCCAUCUUCAUCGAGGAGGGAUGACUCUCUGCUGCAGCAGCAGGACUGGAUACAGAGCGCCAUCCUCCAUUGCAAGAGGUCCUUCAAUGCGUCUAGAGACUCGGACUCGGAGCCAUCGUCUCUGCUGGCAAGAUCGGCGAGCGAGCCAUUUCAGGAGAUAUCCAUGGAGCUGCUAAGAAAAUCUUCUUGAAGGGAAAACGGGCGGGAAACCUAUGUGGGCAUCAAAAUCACCGAGGAAGAGAAAUUGAUGAGGUAUCUAUAUCCACUGUAAAUCUUUUGGUUAAUUUCUUCAGGCUUAUUAUUAUUAUUAUUAUUAUUAUUAUUAUUAUUAUUAUUAUUACUAGGAUUAGAUUUAGGGAGGAAGAAGAAGAAGGAGUUGUUCUUAGGAGACGUCCCAGUGAUGGUGAUGAAGAUGACUGGCGGUCGGUCUUGUAAGGCAAGAGAGGGAGCAAAAAUCUCAUCUUUUUGUAACCAAAGAAAGAAAGAAAGAAACAUCAGAUCUGUCCGUGUCUGUGUAAGUAAAUUGGGCAAUCACUAGCGUCAGCUAAGAGCAGAGCACGACAUGACACGAAUAGUGUUCUGAUGAUGAACAGUCACAAAAACAAAAGGAGAAACAUUAUAUAAUUAUUUCAAAUUUACUGUCCAA